AUGGCCAGAUCGGCGUAUAUCCUCUGUGGCAUGGUUUUAAUCCUGGGGCUGCUCUCAUAUACAGUGGCUUCCAAAAGGAACAGGGGCUCCCAAGGCGCCAUCCCUCAUCCUGACAAAAACAACCCUAACGAAUCGGAGCAGCAACCACAGGCACCGCAGGCGGGCUCUGGUUCCCGACGACGGGAAAAGAGUUCUGCUGCACCGGCUGAGGAGGUGCUGGAGUCCAGCCAAGAAGCGUUGCAUGUCACUGAGCGCCGCUAUCUGAAACGCGACUGGUGCAAGACCCAGCCACUCAAACAGACCAUCCACGAGGAGGGCUGCAUCAGCCGCACCAUCAUUAACAGGUUCUGCUAUGGACAGUGUAAUUCUUUUUACAUCCCCAGACAUGUCCGCAGGGAAGAGGGAGCCUUCCAGUCUUGUUCGUUCUGCAAGCCGAAACGAUUUACUACCAUGACUUUCACUUUGAACUGUCCGGACCAGCAGCCGUCCACCAAGAAGAAGCGCAUCCAGCGCGUAAAGCAGUGCCGCUGCAUCUCCAUAGACUUGGACUAGCCCUGUGAUUGACUGGGAUGCGGCCAAUUAGUCUCCUCAUCAAACAAUUAUUGGAUUGUUCACAUGAAGGAUAAUCACCGUAUGUCUGGGAGCAUUUUUCCCUAUUCCAAAUAUGAGAAAAUGUUCAAUCUGCAAGGAACGUAAGAUCAGACAGACAUGUUCAGCAUGUUAUAGGCUUCUGUAGAUAUACUUGGGCAUAUUCUUUUGUAAACAAGGACUGCUGUACCAUGUCAAUUUAUGCGCAUAAUUGCCUAUUAAUCAAAUUGCAAUAGCUCAAAUUGCAAUAGCAGCCUGUGGCAAGCAACGUUGCAUGGUAAAAUGACGUGGAAUGAACACAACAAACUGCUGAUUGUGUAAACAAGCGCACGGCUUUUCCAACCUCCUCAAAUAGGACUGCAGAACCUUUUCACACAAUGUUUUUACACUAUUUUGAACAGAGACAGCAAUAGGCUAUCAAAACCAAUUUCAAUGGGGGAAAUAGGACAGACAAUGCGUUUAUAUAAUUAAUGGUUGACGAAUAGAUAGUUUCCACUAUGUGGAAUUUGAAAAAAAGUAACGACUAUUUAAUGUGGCAAAAAUGCUCCACUGAUUUAUUUGACUCCAAUGUUCAGUGUUAUAGUGGAGAACGGAGAGUUUUUGUAAAGUAGGCUAGGACUAAUAUGUUCGAUGCUAUAAAUCUAAACAAACGAAAUAUCUGUAUUAGUUGGACAUGGAAAUGAAAAUGUUCGAUGUAGGCCUACAUACUUGUUUAUAAUGCUGUAGAUAGAAGCUUUUCUUUUAGUUAUAAAAUGUUAUUCAUACACGAAUUGUAUAUGC
Salvelinus namaycush (lake trout) is the source of this 1368-nucleotide messenger RNA. Its product is annotated as gremlin-1-like. The transcript has a single exon. Gene Ontology annotation, biological process: animal organ morphogenesis. The record is from RefSeq and is a predicted model, not a curated record. Bases 1 to 552 code for a protein of 183 amino acids. Gene Ontology annotation, molecular function: receptor ligand activity; BMP binding. Lineage: Eukaryota; Metazoa; Chordata; Actinopteri; Salmoniformes; Salmonidae.